AUGCAGCCGUGUACAGUUCAGGAUAUCGGAGGAGGGGAAGGGGCUGCCAUAUUCUUCGUGCUAGCCCUGGAGAGUACUGCCAAGUCAAGCACUGCGGCGAACGCCCUUCGUACAGCGAUGACGGCUACGAGCCAGCAGUGCACCGAGGAGGCCGACGUGCACUACAUGGGCCGGGACGGUCGGAUCCACCGGUUCUGCACUCGGCACAAGGAGCCGGUAGUCGUCUUGGAGCAGGCCGUGCAAUGCCAGCACGGCGAAUGCGACGGGACUCCGCGGUACGGGGGACACGACGGGCCUCUCACCUUUUGCCGCGCGCACAAGCGAGCGGGCAUGUACACCACUCGCGACGGCGUGCUCUACGUGGCGACUCGGGAUGGCAGCGCCUUCAGGAAAGAUCCUGGGCCUCCACGUGCUACCGUUAACGGCGACAGGGAGGGGGCGACCGCUGCUGCAGACGCAGCAGCGAUCACCACAGGCGGGCCAGAGACCGCUACCCCGGCUACUCCAAGCCGCGGCCCCAAGACAGAUGCCAAGCAGACUGCAGCACCCACGGUGCUCUCUCCUUCUCAAGCUGCUGAAGAAGUCAACACUCCGCCACCAGGGUCGAAGAAGGGUCAAACGCUCCACCGGAAGUUGUGCGAGGUUCCGGGAUGCAACGUUCAGCCCAGCUUCGGCGCUCCGGGCACCGGAAAGCCUAGGUUUUGCACGGGGCACAAGCAGGAGGGGCACGUGAGCCUCAAGAACCGCCCAUGUAUAUUCCCGGGGUGCAACACCAGGCCACACUACGGCCCUUCGAUGGGCCGUCCGGUGUUCUGCGCCACCCACAAGAAGAAGUCCCACGUGCACCUGUUGAAGGAGGCCGAGAGCUUGGGGAAGCUGCAGGAGCUUGACACACAACGCCGCCGCAAGUUGCUCAAAAGCACAUGCAAGAAGGAACGUUCCGCCGAUGCCAAGCGCCCGAACAAAAAGGCCAAACGCGAGACUAAGGGUGACGUUUCGCCGGAGGUGGAAGGGAAGGGCCAGAAGACCAAGAAAAAAAAGGACAAAUCGGACAAGGGGGUGCCUCAAAGGGAAGGCGCGGAUGAGUCCCCCCGAGCGGCGGACGACGGCGGCGGCGGCUCCGGCGGUCGCAGGGCCCGCGCCCCGUCGCGGAAGUUCCUCGAGGCCUCGGGAAGGGUAGCCGACGAGGGCGCACAGCUGCUGACCAAGGCCAAGAAGGAGGAGGAGAACAGGCUUAAGAGGGAGAUGAAGGAGCAGCGGAGGGCAGCCAAGUCGGCGGGGCUCAAGCUCGGGGAGGUAAUCGAGGCCACCACCGUUCCGCUGUGCGAGGAGGAGGAGCCCGGGAGCGGGGGCGGCGGCGGCGGGGGCGGCGGCGGGAGCCGGGGGAGCGACGGCGGUGGCGACGCGUUUAGCGUCGGUGAAGCGUCGCCAUCGUGGAGGAAGCUAAGCCUUUCGGGCAUGCUGCGGGCAGCCCAACAGCAGCAGCAAGAAGAACAACAACCGGCGGAAGCGGAAGCGAAGCAACGAUCCUUGUCCACGAAGGACUCUGGCACCAAGAGCGGAGCAGUGCCGACCGCGGGCAAGAAGCGGGAGAGGCCGAGUGCGCCGGCCGCUGCCCCGGAGAACGGCGGCAGCAAGCCGCCGAAAGGGGACGGUGGCGAGCCGACUGGCACACCCAGCCAAAGGCGCGGCAAGACCAGCAGCAGUAGCGGAAGAACCGACAACGGAAAGAGCUCCAAGCGCCUCAGGUUGUCGAACGGAAGCGGUGGUGGCGGCGGUAGCCGUGGCGGAAAGGGUCACGACAGCGAGGGAAAACGGCGGAGCCCCCGGGGACACGAGGGCGAGGGGGAGAGCGGUGGCAAGACGGGAGGGGGAACUGUCAACGGCAAGGUCUUGUGCGAGAUCGACACCUGCUACAGGCCGGCUUCGUACGGGAUAGGCGACACCGCGCGCCUUUGCCGUACGGUGUCGUUCAUCGUGUCGUGGCUGUGGCGGUUAUCACAGAAAGGUAGCAUUUGAGAGCAGCGGGGCGCGUGGUUCAGAUCUUCGUUCCAAGCAGCAACAAACCGCGUGCAUUGCUGCCUAAAGUGGGUGCCAUCGAGACCUCCCACUCGCCGCGCUGUGCGACGCGCGGGUGCCAUAGUCCGUUUGUGCAGAUUGAACCACACCAGCGGCACAGUUUGCACUUACACGCUGUCUCGGACAGGUGCCACAUGGCUGGGACUACGGCGUAAGCUUUGCGGUAAGGGUCACGGGUAGUGUACCGUCCAGUGGCUCCACUAAGUCGCAAAAAGUGUUGAGCAUCUUGCUCAGGUGUAGGGAGCACGGGCACGACUAGCUGCUGUCAUGGCCGCUGUCGAAGGUGGUGCGCCGCAGGUGGGGCCGAUGCUGAAAGCUACAAGCGAGGCGGCUUCGUGAAGGCGCUUGGGGCACGUUCGUGCAUACCCUGAACGCUGAACGAGUCCUGUGUGCUUUUUGGGUGUUUAUUUCACUCGGUUUCCUUCAACUGUUGGCUUGAUGCUGGCCGUUCUGCUUCUUAUCGUCGAGUGGGAUGUUUGUUGAGGGUAGCGGGUGCGGACGUACGUGUGGUGGUGUUGAUGGAGUCGGGGUCAUUAGAGGAUCAUGCCCUAAGACCGUCUGUGGUAGAGGUCGUGUUUUUUUUUUCUUCUGUUCUACCGUUUUGGAACAGCUUAGAGUACAAGAUGAAACGAAUGCCGACCUCAAAUGUUCGGUUUUGAUGCUGCUCGUGUUGUGUGCCCCUGGCUUGCGUGCGUUUUG
This is a messenger RNA of Ectocarpus siliculosus, 2778 nucleotides long. The record is from the annotation of a GenBank genome assembly. NCBI's taxonomy places the organism in Eukaryota, Phaeophyceae, Ectocarpales, Ectocarpaceae.